GGAAUAAGUAGCUAUUUUCAACAGCUGCUCAACAAGCGGAUGGUCUUGAAUUCGAGGGAUGAUGCGAAAUCAAUUCUUCACCGGCUAAUUUUUGUGUCUAUGAUCUCCCCGGAUCUGGCAGAUAAGAGAGACCUUGGAGAAUUCUGGGAGCAGCAGUUCCAGCAGUAUAAUCAGGGGGAGACAGUAACGGGCAUCUUGCUUCUCUACCCGUCUUGUACCAUCCAUGUUCUUGAGUCGGGUGGAGAUGUCUUGUACUGUGCGCUGAGGGAUCUGAGCAAGAUGAAGAAACAAGGGGAAAGGGCUCUAGUGCUGAACCCCAAGAUUUUGGUUUUGUCCCAUAACAUCCCCAACCGACUGUUCAGCCAGUGGAGCUACAAAGUCCUGGAUGUUCCUGGUCACUACUUGGGGGAUAAGUACAGUGAGGAGGCUACAGAUGGCAUCAUCACCGAGUGCCUGACCAAGAUACUCAAGAUUGGAAAGCAGCUGACCAAAUACCCCAAGGGUUCCAAAACCAUUCCCAAUUCCCUGUUUGAGAAAUCGCCGGAGCUGACCAUCCCCCAGACCUCCAUCCUGCACCUCCUGCACAGUAGAGAGCUCCUCACACCAGACCAAUUCCUGCAGGCCUAUGACAGCCCCCUGCAUGUCACCCUGGAUUCGGGACAUGUGUUUGGGAGCUUAAACCAGACCUCCGUGUAG
Messenger RNA from Staurois parvus, 696 nucleotides. The record is from the annotation of a GenBank genome assembly. Lineage: Eukaryota; Metazoa; Chordata; Amphibia; Anura; Ranidae.